AUGAUGCUGAGGAAAGGAAAUCUUUUCAUAAGAAAUUUACGUUACAUUACAAGAAUGUUUCACAACGAGGCCAUUACUAUAGGCAGCGAGCAAGACACCAAGUCACCGGAGUACCAGGAAAAUUACGUACAAAUGAAAUGUCUGGUAGACAAGUUAAAAAAGACAGUCGAGAAAAUCGUAGAAGGUGGGGAAUACAAGGCGAGAGAAAGACACGUAAAGAAAGGGAAACUUUUACCGCGAGAGCGAAUUAACACGCUUCUCGAUGCGACAUCUCCUUUUCUCGAAUUUUCUCAACUAGCUGGCUUCGAAUUGUACGACAACGAGGAAGUGCCAGCUGGUGGAAUCAUCACUGGCAUUGGUAGAGUAGAAGGCACCGAAUGUGUAAUAAUUGCGAAUGAUCCGACUGUGAAAGGAGGAACCUACUAUCCAAUCACGGUGAAAAAGCAGCUAAGAGCGCAAGAAAUUGCGGAAGAGAAUCAUUUACCAUGUAUAUAUUUAGUAGACAGCGGUGGUGCCAAUUUAUCUAGGCAAGAUGAGGUGUUUGCAGAUAAAAUGCAUUUCGGACGGAGCUUCUACAAUCAGGCUAUUAUGAGUUCAAACGGGAUCGCGCAAAUUGCAGUAGUAAUGGGAAGUUGUACGGCAGGCGGUGCGUACGUGCCAGCUAUGGCCGACGAGAACAUAAUCGUUGGCAAUCAAGGAACCAUAUUCUUGGCUGGUCCACCGUUGGUGAAAGCUUCAACUGGCGAAGACGUAACCGCGGAGGAUUUGGGCGGUGCGGCGCUUCAUUGCCGUACCUCUGGAGUGACCGAUCAUUACGCCGUGGACGACACUCACGCCUUGUACUUGGCACGACAGGUUGUAAGGGACUUGAACAGGCAAAGACCGAUGCACGUGAACGUGGACAAACAGGUGGACAUACCGUUGUACCCUGUCGAUGAAAUUUAUGGCAUAGUCGGUACUAACUUAAAACGACCGUAUGACGUAAGAGAAGUGAUCGCGAGGAUCGUCGAUGGAUCGAGAUUUCGCGAGUUCAAGGCUCAAUACGGGGAAACGUUGGUUACCGGGUUCGCGAAAAUUUACGGUUACCCUGUGGGAAUAGUGGCGAAUAAUGGCGUGCUGUUCUCGCAGAGCGCGUUAAAGGGUACACAUUUCGUGCAGCUCUGCGCCCAGAGAAAGAUACCGCUUAUUUUCUUGCAGAAUAUUACAGGGUUUAUGGUGGGCAAGGAUGCAGAGGCCGGAGGCAUUGCUAAAAAUGGAGCAAAGAUGGUGACUGCCGUUGCAUGCGCUCGAGUACCGAAAAUUACGGUGGUGAUCGGUGGCUCGUACGGAGCAGGAAAUUUCGGUAUGUGUGGUCGAGCUUAUUCACCGAGGUUCCUUUAUACCUGGCCAAACGCCAAAAUAUCCGUGAUGGGAGGACAACAGGCCGCGGAUGUGUUUGUGCAAAUUACCAAGCAGAAACGCAUUCGCGAUGGGAAACAGGUACGAUCUUUACAAUUCGUUAAUUAAUUUUGAUACUAAUGUUGCCAUUUGCGACAGUGGACCACAGAGGAAGAGGAGAACCUGAAGAGACCGAUUAUAGAGAGAUUCGAAAGGCAGGGUAGUCCAUACUAUGCCAGUGCCAGGUAAAUUUGCGUUAUAUCUUUGUUACUUUUUUCACUUUCACAAGAAGAUAACGAUUAGCUUAUUUGUUAAGUUAUAAGCUAAUUUAAUUGUAUGCUCAUUCAAGUACAUUGUUCUUCAGACUUUGGGACGACGGUGUGAUCAAUCCAGUCGACACCAGAGUGGUAUUAGCUCUCAGUCUAUCGGCAGCGCUAAACGCACCCAUACCAGAAAGUAAGUUCGGAAUUUUCCGAAUGUAAAAAGCUUGCCUGUUCAACAAUGACCUGCCAAUGACCUGCAAUUAUGAAAGCACGACUCGACGUCUGUAGCUUCUCCUACGAUAUUUCAGGCCAAAGAUAUAUUUUUUUAUGCAGAGUUAUCAUCCAUAUACGAUUGUUAA
This is a messenger RNA of Heterotrigona itama, 1999 nucleotides long. Lineage: Eukaryota; Metazoa; Arthropoda; Insecta; Hymenoptera; Apidae. The record is from the annotation of a GenBank genome assembly.